Messenger RNA from Acanthocheilonema viteae, 1218 nucleotides. Lineage: Eukaryota; Metazoa; Nematoda; Chromadorea; Rhabditida; Onchocercidae. The record is from the annotation of a GenBank genome assembly.
AUGAUAGCAUCGUUUAUUGCGUGGCUUGGUACUUGUGGUAAUUUACUUUUAGUAUAUAUAUUUGUGACACGAACUUAUCCAACAUCCACCAAAUAUCCCACUGUAUUGGCAAUUCUUGAUGCCUUAAUUUGUAUCCUCUAUAUUAUGUUAUUUGGAAUUGAUGCAGCAAUUGUUUAUCUUCAAGCUUCCAAUUUAUUCAUAUUAUAUCAUAUUUACAUUGUACCAGCAUUUGUUAUAAGCCGAAUAACACAAUUAGCUAUUCCAUAUAUGCUAAUUUUAACGACACUGGAACGUUUUGUAUGGAUAUCAGGCCAGCAAACUACGAAAUUUUUGAAACAAAUGUUCAGCGAUCGAGGUCAUCAAGUUACAAUCUUUCUUCUGCUACUUUGUUGUACCAUUUCACGUCUACCAACAGCAUUUGCUAUCGUAGUACAUCAUUUUCCAAAUUGUAAUGAUUUUUUACGCACGCAAAGUACCGGACCAGCUGAUUGGGUACACGAAAGUGAAAUUUAUUAUUUCUUCGACUUUCAUCUGUUAUCAAUUGCUCAAACAUUUAUUCCAUUUAUUGUUCUUGUUGUAUUUAAUUUUAUUAUUAUUCGAAAAUUACCAAAGCAAAAUUUGGAUGAGCAAAGAGAAAACAUCAACGAAAUAAAUCAAAAAAAUGGUCAUUGCCUAUUAAAUCAACAUUUUACUUCCAAUCAUCAUCAUUUGCAAGAAGAUCAAAAUCAAUUUAUCAUAUCAAAUUCUUUAUCCGCCUUUGAUCAAUCAAAUCGAAACGCUUCAAUACGUGAACAUAAACCAAAAUCAUCAAAUAUUCUAUGGAGUUUAAAGUUCAAAAAACACGAUGAUCUCUUGUAUCAAAUGGAAAAUGAAGUAUCUGUUGUAACAGUAAAACCGCUACGAAAAAUGCCCACUCCAGUUCGUGAUGCUGUUUGUACGAUGUUUGCUAUUGUUACAAGUUAUCUUAUCAGUAAUAGUCUUCAUUUGAUACUUACAGUUUUAGAAAGAUCAAAAAUUUCAAUCCUUCGUGAUCCCGAUGAUCCAAUGAUGGCAAGUACUUUUCAUACCGUUUUUUCGGAUACAGUCAGUUUUGUUUACAUGUUUACUAGUGCAAUUCGUAUCAUUAUUUACAUGUGUAAUCCGGCUAUACGUUUACAUCUGAAAGAUUUUCUACCAUGUAAACAUCGAUACAAGAGAAAAAGAUCUGUUCUUGUUUAA